AUGGCCAGGUCUGCGUAUCUGGUCAUGGUCGAAGGCGUCUGCGCGCUCCUGACGAUGCUCGUCACCCUCAACAGUUCCAUUAACGUCGUCUGGGACUGCGGGCUCGACUAUUUCUGGGUAUCUCUGCUACUCUUCUUGGUCGUGCCCACGCUGUUGGGGAGCUAUAUCUGCCGCGUGCUCCGCCUGGCCGUGGUUUUCCAUCCGAGGGCGAAGCGUGCCCUACCGUGGCUCAUCCCGGGAGGCCGUUCCGAUGCAGGCUACUAUCCGGACGACGACUUAAGCGCGUUCGCGGUGGCGCUGGCUUGCACUUUCCCUUUCAUCAGGAACGUUGACGAUCUUUUCAGCAUCAGCAAGGAGAUCAUCAUCGUCACCGCGGCCGUCGUGAUCCUCGCAAUUGAGCAGAACGUCGUCGACAAGUGGGGAGGGGUCUACGAGCGGAGAUGGAUUGAUAAAAGCGUGUCCAUCUUGUUUGUGGCGGUGCUCUUCGGCGUCAGUAUUGUGGACCCGCUGCGACGCCUAGCGUUCGACCCUUUGGCGGCAACCCAGCACAACCACGCCAAUCGCAUUCUCCUCAGCCGCACGGAACCCCACAACUCGGUGAGACGAGAAUUAGGGUUUUCGUCAGUCAUAGGCGGCGGCUCGCAACGGACACGUGGCGACAGCGAAGAGGAAGCCAGACUCGAAGAAGGACAGCGUGAAGGAGUCCCGGGCAAGGACACAACAACAGCAGCAGGAGGAGAUGGUGACACUGGCGAUGUCCCCACCUCGGCCGCCAUUGGCAGGGGUGCGACUACGGCACCCACCGCCGACGCCGACGGUGCCGUCGCCCCCUGUACGUGGAACGAGCGGGAACCAACCAAUUCCUCCGUCGUUGCGGAGGGAUCGUCUUCCGUAUCCAACGACAACAGCACCCGCGGCAGGCGUGGCGCUUUCCAGAGGGUGCAGAGAGCGAGGGGCAGCGGCCGAGACCGCGGUUGUAGUAGUCGAAGUCGUUCGGAUAGGGAGGAGAUGGAGGUGUGGGACUUCGAGCGGAUUGCGAGUACGCCCCUGUUGGCCGCCGCGUUCGAGGACUAUUCUAAGAGGGCGCUUUGCCACGAGUCGGUGCUCUUUCUGAGCGAGGUUUCUCGGUACCAGAACAAUAACUACCCCAUGCCGACAAGAGCAUCUUCCGCUUCAUCUCCGAGAAUUCAGUUUGGUUCGUUCUGCUAUAUCACGGAUACCUUCAUCAAGGCCGGCUCAUCUGAGGAAGUAAACAUAAGGAUGAUAUUUUCGCGAGCGUAUCGGGACGUUAAGAAUAUGCUGGAAGCCAACCUGGUCCUCCGCUUCCUCAACACGGACCGCUUCAAGAACGUGAGGGUGCAAAGAGAGAAUAUGAAGGCCAUGAUGGGCUCCCCACCCCCACAGGAGGGACAGUAG
Molecule: messenger RNA, 1416 nt
Organism: Ectocarpus siliculosus
Lineage: Eukaryota; Phaeophyceae; Ectocarpales; Ectocarpaceae
Source: the annotation of a GenBank genome assembly